AUGGACGGAGAACCGUUCAUAGCAGACGUCAGGGUGAACGGCACAGACUUUGUGCCAUCUCUUGUCGACUAUGGCUGCCUCUGCUACGGCGCGGUCAGCAAGCGCACAUUUCACUCUCUCCAGUUGCCACAUAUACGCGUCCAGCCGCGCAUCUUGGAGAAUGCAGCGGGAGACGGCAAGGAGGUCAAAAUCGACAAGAUCACGUAUGUGUCGAUCGACCUCGAUGGACAUCAGCAGCAUCGUGUUUUCAUGUACGUCAUCGACGAUCUGAACUGGGAUAUGAUCCUGGGUAAACGAUGGAUGGAAGACCAGGAUGUUCACAUCCAUGCGAAGGAAGGAUAUCUCGAGAUCGGGUCCAAUGGAGUCCAAGUACGAGACCGACGACGUUACCAGCCUCCUCAGCUAGACGUCUCUAAUGUCAUGGCCGCAACCUUUUUAGCAGAAGCACGCCGUGACAAACGCAAAGGCGGCAUUGGAGUUCACUCGGUCACAAUGGCGGAUAUUGACAAGGCCCUAAGACCGAAACCGAAGACUGACGUAAUGGAGAAGCUGCCACCACAGUACCACAAGUGGUCUCGAGCUUUCUCUCAGCAACUGGCCGACCAGCUGCCCCCUCAUCGGCCAGGUGUGGACCUGAAGAUCGAAGAGCUAUUGGUGCUACGAAAGACCCUCACAGAACUACUCGACAAGGGAUUUAUUAGAGUCAGCAGCUCGCCAGCCGCAGCACCAGUCCUUAUGAGGGACCGCUAUCCCUUGCCUUUACUGAGCGAGACCUUGCGAACGAUAGCCAAGGCAAGGUGGUUCACCAAGGUAGAUGUUAUAGCAGCGUUCCAUAAGAUCAGGGUCGCCCCUGGCGACGAAGAAAAGACAGCCUUCAGAACGCGCUAUGGAUCCUUCGAAUGGCUGGUAGUUCCAUUCGGCCUGACAGGCGCACCAGCAGCCUUUCAGCGGUAUAUUAACAGCGUGCUCCAGGAUUACCUCGAUGAUUUUGUGUCAGCGUAUAUCGACGAUGUCCUGAUCUUCUCCUCUGGAAGCCUGCAAGACCACCGCGACAAAGUCGGCAAGGUCCUCCAACGACUGAUGGACGCUGGGCUGCAACUGGACAUCAACAAGACGGAGCCGCUAACGCGGCUAACGAAGAAGGACGUGCCAUUCCGUUGGGAUGGAUUGUGCGAAGAAGCCUUCGAGAAGCUCAAGAACCUGUUGAUCACGGCCCCGAUCCUUGCACACUUCCAUCCAGAAAGGGAGACUAUCGUGGAAGCGGACGCUUCAGGAUUCGCGUCGGGAGGCAAACAUUCGGCAGCCGAAGCGAACUACGCUAUCCAUGACAAGGAGCUACUCGCCAUUCUCAGAUGUUUGGAGCAGUGGGAACCAGAGCUACGGGCAGUAGAGCACUUCAAGAUCCUAACGGACCACAAGAACCUGAGAUACUUCUACUCGGAAAGGAGGUUGACAGAGAGACAAGUGCGGUGGUCGGAGUUCCUGUCCAAGUUCCAAUUCAAGCUCGAAUGGAGGCCGGGCCGCAAGGGCGGAUUGCCUGACGCGCUCUCGACGGGACCAGGAUAUGCCGGCAAACUACUCCGAUGA
This is a messenger RNA of Hirsutella rhossiliensis, 1587 nucleotides long. Its product is annotated as reverse transcriptase (RNA-dependent DNA polymerase) domain-containing protein. The record is from RefSeq and is a predicted model, not a curated record. NCBI's taxonomy places the organism in Eukaryota, Fungi, Ascomycota, Sordariomycetes, Hypocreales, Ophiocordycipitaceae. The transcript has 5 exons. The coding region runs from base 1 to 1587 and encodes 528 amino acids.